Sardina pilchardus (European sardine) is the source of this 4050-nucleotide messenger RNA. RefSeq names its product von Willebrand factor A domain-containing protein 5A-like. The transcript is spliced from 22 exons. Lineage: Eukaryota; Metazoa; Chordata; Actinopteri; Clupeiformes; Clupeidae. The record is from RefSeq and is a predicted model, not a curated record. The coding region runs from base 103 to 2661 and encodes 852 amino acids.
AAAACACAGAGCAAUAUUGAGCAUGACCACUUUUACUUUCGGUGAGGUUUGGAGAGUUUUAUUACAUCGACUCAAGUUAUAUUGAAGAAUUGAAGUACCAAAAUGGCGAGAUUCUGUGGUUUGGUUACUGUCGAGAAUAAACCAGUUCCUCUGAAGAGUGUGGAAGUAGAUGUGCGUGUGCAGGGUCAUGUAGCCACAGUGAGCUCCACUCUACUGUAUGUGAAUGGAGAAGAGCGCCCCCUAGAGGCUGUGUUUGUGUUCCCUCUGCCUGGAGAAUGUGCCGUCUGCCACCUCAGUGCCAAGAUAGGAGACACAGAGGUGGUGGCAAAGCUGCAGGAGAAACAGAAGGCCCGAGAGGAGUAUGAUGAUGCGUUGAGCUCGGGCCACCAGGCCUUCCUGCUGGAGGAGAGUGCUCAGAGCCCAGACGUGUUCCAGCUGAACGUGGGCAGCCUGCCUCCAGGAGAGAGUGCUGCCAUCACUCUGGUCUACAUCUCAGAGCUGGCCAUGCAAGCUGAUGACGCCCUGCGCUUCUGUCUGCCCACUGUGCUCAACCCCCGCUACACACCCCAGGACAUGGACAGGAGUCAAAUGGCCACAGUGACUUCAGUCCCAGCUGGCACGGUGCCCUACACGUUGGCUCUCAGUGCUCAGCUGUCCUCCCCCCAGCCCAUCUCUAAAGUGGAGUCCAACUGUGCUCUGGAGCCACUGGCUUACCUCAGCCCAGACAAAACACAGGCCACGGUGAGUCUCUCUCCAGGCCACCUGUUUGACCGUGAUGUGGAGCUGCUGCUGUAUUACCAGGAUGCUCAUAAGCCCACUGCCAUAGUGGAGGCUGGACUGGACAGUGCUGAGCCAGACUCUUUGAUUAAGGACCCGGUUGUAUUGCUCAGCAUUUACCCAGAGUUCCCUGCUGCAGUAACAUCCUCACUUGCCACGUGUGGAGAGUUUAUUUUUGUGGUGGACCGAUCAGGGAGUAUGCGUUUCAAGAUGCACUCAGGAAAAGAUGCAAUGAUGCGCAUAGAGAGUGCCAAGGACACUCUGCUCCUGCUCUUGAAGAGCGUCCCCAUGGGCUGCUACUUCAACAUCUAUGGAUUUGGCUCCCGUUAUGAACAUUUCUUCCCGAAGAGCGUUGAGUACAACCAGAAGACGAUGGAUGAAGCUCUUGAGAAAGUGAAGGGAAUGGGAGCAGACUUGGGGGGCACUGAGAUUCUUCAGCCUCUGAAACACAUCUACAGCCAGCCCUGCAUCCCCAGCCACCCCAGACAGCUCUUUAUUUUCACUGAUGGAGAGGUGGGGAACACUAAGCAGGUUUUGGACUUGGUGAAGAUCAAUGGAAAUGCUCACCGGUGCUUCUCUUUUGGAAUUGGAGAGGGUGCAAGCACUGCUUUAGUCACAGGUAUGGCCAGGGAGGGCUCUGGGCAUGCUCAGUUCAUCACAGGAACAGACCGCAUGCAACCCAAGGUGAUGCAGUCUCUGCGCUAUGCGCUGCAGCCAGCAGUGAAGGACAUCUCUGUUCACUGGAACCUUCCAGAUGGUGUAUCAGUCACCACUUUGUCUCCUCCCCUCCAAGUGCUCUUCCAUGGUCAAAGGGCCCUGCUGUAUGCCCAGGUUAAAGGAGAGAGUCCAACGAAUCCUGAAGGAUCUGUGACAAUUCAGUACAACCUGUCGGAGGAGACGGUCAAGAACCAACUCAGCUUCUGCCUCAGACCCACAGGAGACACAGGAGUGACUCUCCACCGGCUGGGGGCUCGGGCUCUGAUCCGCUCGCUGGAGAUGGAGGAGCGGGCAGCAGGGCCAGAGGCCAAGGCCCUGAGAGAGAAGCUGCUGCAGCUCAGCCUGCAGUCUGGAGUCAGCUGCACACACACCGCCUUCAUCGCCAUCCACAAGGGCAGCGGACAGACUGUGCAGGGACCACUGCUCCACAGAACUGUGCCAACCCCAAGAAUGCCUUUUUGUGCACGAAGAUUAACGUGCUAUUCAGCGCCAGUGGCCAAGAAAGCUAGAAGUUGUGCAAAGAAUGCAGCUCCUGCUGGAAGGAUUUCUGCCAGGCUUUGUUCAAUGCCAAUUGAGUGUCAAAGUGGUGCAAUGUCUCCUCGAAUGUGUGUUGGUCGACCUUUAGCCAGUUCCCCGGCUAAUGUAAAAAUUAGAUCACCUCCAGUGCCUCCUAGUCCAUCUGGUGGCGUUUUGACAGCUGCAAGCGGGUUUUUUUCAAACUUAUUCAGUAAAGGCAAGGCACCCAGAAAGGUUCUGGGUUCAUCAAUGCUUUAUGGGUCCUUAAAUGAAGACAUGCUGGAUGCACCAGGUUCGCUUGGUGUGCUUCAAGAGUCACUCAAGGUAGAUCACCUCCUUCAGCUGAUCUCCCUCCAGAAAGCCACAGGAUCAUGGGAAAUGGAGUCCUCCUUGGCCAAGGUGUUGGAGAAGACAGAUGAUGAGUUGGACAAACUGAUGCCAGUGGGGGCAGACAAGGCUGUGUGGGCUACAGUUCUGGCUCUGAUUUGGCUCUAUGGUUUCCGCCUGGAGGCUCGGGAUGAAUGGCAGUUUGUAGCCAUGAAGGCAGCAUCCUGGAUUCAAGCUCAGAAAGUGGACUGUGUGUCUCAGUGUGUGCAGGCUGGAAAUACUCUGCUGGGAUGUCAGGUGCAGCAGGAGACUCUGGGCCUCUGAAGACUCUGUCUCAUUGCCAUUGUUACCACCACGAUCCGAUGCGAGCGUGCUCUGCAACAUUUAUCCCUGCGAUGGGAUUGAAAAGAGUGAAACAAAACUGGCUUGUCAGGCUUCUUUAUUCUACUUGUGAAGAUUCUUCAUAACUAUUUUUUAUUUUUUUUUUACCACGAUAUGCAUGGACAUUUUUAGCCUACGUACACUCAUCUGGAGCUAAUCUCCUUGCUCUAGUAGUGAGCGUUGGCGCCAUAAGGGCUUUGAUAAUAAACUCUGAGUGAAAGUGAAUUACAUAGUUUAUUUUCUGACACAUACUUAAAUAAAAUCCUUAACACAAAACAUGCAUGUUAUGGGACUGAAAAGAGUGAAACAAAACAUGUGUUACUGGCUUGUCAGACUUCUUUCUACAACCUCCAUUAACCACGUCCUUAUCCCAUCUAGCGCCCUAUAUUGUCUUAACAAGUCAUAUCACUAAAAAGGCUGAUCGGGCUGAUGAUGUUUACUAUAUCAGGAAAGUUUUCAGUAAGAAAAUGGGUCGCUGUAUCUGUGCGUUCAGACGAACAGACGGAUUGGUCGCUGCUGGCAGCUGAGAGAAGCCAGCUUCCAUUGAAAAUGAAUAACUUCCAGAAUCUUUGGAAGCUCAAGUCGCCCGCGGUGUGAACGCACAGUAUGGCGAAGAUAUUAGACUUAAUGCCAACGAUACUCAAACACUGCAUUAGAAAGCAUUCUAUGCGAGGCUUUUUUUGGUCUUAAACAUGGGGCCCCUGAAACAUGUGACCCCUUGGCAGAACUGCUUUGAACGUUCCAAACUGUGGCCGUGUCUAAAAGUCAAGGGCGCACGCUGGAUAGUACGUUCUCAGCGUCUCAGUUAGUAUGCUCCUCAGUAUGCGUCCCUACAUUUGGACAGCACAAACUAGUUGGCGUCACCUGACCUGGGACGGGGGGUGUGUUGCUUGACGAUUUGCAUGACGUUUGGAUCAAUGGAUUAUGGGAUAUCUGAAGCCAAAAAAGAUGCAUCGAUACACGCUUGGAAAUCACGCCAAACGAAGUACCCAUCUAGUGAGAGCGCUUGACUUUCAGACAGUCUAUUCUGACGUAACUUCUGGAAAAUGCACGCUGCCCAGCGUGUGUACUUAUGUUUCAGACACAGCCACAGUUGGCGGUACUCUCCCAGUAUAGGGCGCUAAUCCCAUCACUCUGAGAAGGCCCUCUAGUGGUGGUCUGGAUAGAUAACUCAGAUUAUUGUAUGCACAAUGACAGAAAGAAAAUUAAAUAAAGAAAUGUAAGAUGUUUAAAACAAUUAAUUUCUUUUUUAAAACUUUGUUGCUACUUUUUUUUAUCACUUUUUUAUCAAAUGUAUUUUUAUUCCAAAAAUAAAUCAAUUUGAUUAUGCUG